Molecule: messenger RNA, 6468 nt
Organism: Panthera uncia (snow leopard)
Lineage: Eukaryota; Metazoa; Chordata; Mammalia; Carnivora; Felidae
Gene: TBC1D15
Product: TBC1 domain family member 15
Exons: 18
Coding region: 2040-4088 (682 amino acids)
Biological process (GO): activation of GTPase activity
Molecular function (GO): GTPase activator activity
Source: RefSeq, a predicted model, not a curated record
AUUUAUUUUUUAUUUAUUGUAAUGUUCAAGACCUCAAGCAUAGUGUUGAAUAGAGGGAUAAGAUUGGAAAUCUUUAUCUUGUUCUUGAUCUUAGGAGAAAGCAUUCAGUCUUUAAGCAUAUGAUAUCAGGUGUAGUGUUUCAUACAUGCCCUUUAUCAGACUGAGAAGGGUUCCUUCUAUUCUUAAAUUUGUUGAGAGUUUUUAUCAGAAAUGGGCAUUGGAUUUUAUUGAGUGCCUUUUCUGCACCUUGUAAGAUGAUCAUAUGGUUUUUCUUUAAAAAUAUUUUUGCUAUGGUGAGUUUACAGAGAUUGAUUUUUGAGUAUUAAACCAUGAAGUAUUUUCCUUGUUUACAUAUUGUUGGAUUCAGUUUGUUAAAUCUUGUUUAAAAUUUUGCAUCUAAAUUCAUGAGAUAUAUUGGUGUAUAUAGUUUUAUUUUCUUAAAAAUUUUUUUUUUAAUGUUUACUUUUGAGAGAGAGACAGAGUGUGAGUGGGGGAGGGUCAGAGAGAGAGGGAGACACAGAACUCGAAGCAGGCUCCAGGCUCCAAGCUGUCAGCACAGAGCCCCACAUGGAGCCCAGACUCACAAACAGUGAGAUUAUGACCUGAGCCGAAGUCGGAUGCUUAAUUGACUAAGCCACCCAGGCGCCCCUCGUUUUUUUUUUUUUUCUUGUAAUGUUUUAGUCUCAUUUCAGUGCCAGGGUAGUGCUGGCUUCAUAGAAUGAGUUGGGAAGUUACUCCUCAUCUUCAGUUUUCUGGAAUUUGUGUAAGGUUGGAAAAAAAUAAUUUUGGGUCUUUUAAAGUUUGUUAGUUGAUUUUACAGCACAGUAUUUAGUGUGGGACUGAUUUUGCCCGACUGUUGAGGCCAGGCUGCUCUGAGUACUUUACUCAGAGCCCUGUGAAUUAUGAGGUUUCCCACCCUUUGGGGAACAAUUCCAUGUGAGCCUGCAUAUUGUUUCUUCUAAUAAUUUCAUGUGACCUUUCCUCCUAGCCUUUGAUAAUUUAUGGACACACAUGCACUGACCAACACUCUGCUGACUACUCAGGGAGAGACCUCUACAGAUCUCUUGAAUUCUCUGUGCACUUAUCUCUUCUAUGGUACUCUGUCCUGUGAACUCUGACUUGGCUUCCCCCAAUUCCCAUCUCUGUGUCCUCAACUCCAGGAGACCACUAGGCAUUGGCUGGGUUUUCUCUCACUUUGCCAGCUAGAAACUCUCUCAAGACAGUAAGGUGGGGCAGUUAUAUGGCCCACCUCAUUUGUUUCCUUUGAACAGUCACUGUCCUUCAUUACCUGAUUAAACAAACACACACACACACACACACACACACACACACACACACACACUGUUUCAUCGAUUUGGCCUGCUUACUUGCUCGCUUUCCUUUUCCGUUUUUGUUUCCUGGUGGGAGGGUAAAUCCAGUCUCCUGCCCUCUUGGCUGGAAGUAUAAGGUAUUAUAGUUGUUGUUUUUUUUCUUCUCUAGUUUUGGUGGGAUUAAUAUCUAUUUCUGUUAUAUAUCCUUUUUUUUCUCAAGCUCAGGCUGAAUGUUUGAUUGUGUUCCAGAUUUAUUUCCUUGGUAGUUAUGAACUCUGAGCUGGUCUUUUUCUUUCAGAGUUUUUGUAAUAACCGUUUUAUUCUUGUUGGUCUGUAUUGGUUUUUUUCUGUCAUGUGUCUUCUGAGAGGUGACAUUGUCAACAAGACCUUCAAGAAUUUUAUCAGAUGCUGAUUAUGUAGAGAAUGCCAGUAGAUAUUUGGGUAGCUGAAGGUCAUCAUCACCUCUAGAGAGUAGGUUUAUAUCAGUUAGUAAUUUAUAUUAGUGUCUUUUUACCCCAUUUCAUUGGUAGUCUGUGUAUACUCUAUAACAAUAGCAUUCUUUCUCUUCUUUCACUUCCUUUUAUUUUGCAGGUACACUUAGUGAUAGGUGGUGCUCUUCCCUCAGAUCUUCUGCUUGGUGUGUCCUUCCCUUUUGUUUUCUCAGGGUAGUAGAAAGAGAGGCAUUGCUGAUGCCCUUUCUUUGCUUCCUGUAGCACAGAGGACCAACUCAUGUUCACAACACUGGUAAUUGGUGACUACUUCAGAUGGGAAUAUGAGCAUAUGAUUAUAUACGAACAGGAAGGGGUCUAUAUUCACUCAUCUUGUGGAAAGACCAAUGACCAAGACAGCUUGAUUUCAGGAAUAUUACGUGUGUUAGAAAAGGAUGCUGAAGUAAUAGUGGACUGGAGACCAUUGGAUGAUGCUUUAGAUUCUUCUAGUAUUCUCUACGCUGGAAAGGAUUCCAGUUCAGUUGUAGAAUGGACACAGCCUCCAAAGGAAAGAGGUUAUCGGGGAUCGGAACAUCUGAACAGUUAUGAAGCAGAGUGGGACAUGGUCAAUACAGUUCCGUUUAAAAAGAAACCACAUACCAAUGGAGAUGCUCCAAGUCAUAGAAAUGGGAAAAGCAAAUGGUCAUUCCUGUUCAGUUUGACAGACCUGAAAUCAAUCAAGCAAAACAAAGAGGGUAUGGGCUGGUCGUAUUUGGUAUUCUGUCUAAAGGAUGACGUCGUUCUCCCUGCUCUGCACUUUCAUCAAGGAGAUAGCAAACUACUGAUUGACUCUCUUGAAAAAUAUGUGGUAUUGUGUGAAUCUCCACAGGAUAAAAGAACACUACUUGUGAAUUGUCAGAAUAAGAGUCUUUCACAGUCAUUUGAAAAUCUUCUUGAUGAACCUGCCUAUGGUUUAAUACAAAAAAUUAAAAAGGACCCUUAUACAGCAACUAUGGUAGGAUUUUCCAAAGUCACAAACUACAUUUUUGAUAGUUUGAGAGGCAGUGAUCCCUCUACACAUCAACGACCACCGUCAGAAAUGGCAGAUUUUCUUAGUGAUGCUAUUCCAGGUUUAAAGAUAAAUCAACAAGAAGAACCAGGAUUUGAAGUCAUCACAAGGAUUGAUUUGGGAGAACGACCUGUUGUUCAAAGGAGAGAGCCAGUAUCCCUGGAAGAGUGGACUAAGAACAUUGAUUCUGAAGGAAGAAUUUUAAAUGUCGAUAAUAUGAAGCAGAUGAUAUUUAGAGGGGGACUUAGUCAUGCAUUGAGAAAGCAGGCAUGGAAAUUUCUUCUGGGCUAUUUUCCUUGGGACAGUACCAAGGAGGAAAGAACUCAAUUACAAAAACAAAAAACUGAUGAAUACUUCAGGAUGAAACUACAGUGGAAAUCUGUCAGUGAGGAACAAGAGAAGAGAAAUUCGAGGUUAAGAGAUUAUAGAAGUCUUAUCGAAAAAGAUGUUAACAGAACAGAUCGAACAAACAAGUUUUAUGAAGGCCAAGAUAAUCCAGGGUUGAUUUUGCUUCAUGACAUUUUGAUGACCUACUGUAUGUACGAUUUUGAUUUAGGGUAUGUUCAGGGAAUGAGUGACUUACUUUCCCCUCUUUUAUAUGUGAUGGAAAAUGAAGUGGAUGCCUUUUGGUGCUUUGCUUCUUAUAUGGACCAAAUGCAUCAAAAUUUUGAAGAACAAAUGCAAGGCAUGAAGACCCAACUAAUUCAGCUCAGUACCUUACUUCGAUUGUUGGAUAGUGGAUUUUGCAGUUACUUAGAAUCUCAGGACUCUGGAUACCUUUAUUUUUGCUUCAGAUGGCUUUUAAUCAGAUUUAAAAGGGAAUUUAGUUUUCUAGAUAUUCUUCGAUUAUGGGAGGUAAUGUGGACCGAACUGCCAUGUAAAAAUUUCCAUCUUCUUCUCUGUUGUGCUAUUCUGGAAUCAGAAAAGCAGCAAAUAAUGGAAAAGCAUUAUGGCUUUAAUGAGAUACUUAAGCAUAUCAAUGAAUUGUCCAUGAAAAUUGAUGUGGAAGAUGUACUAUGCAAGGCAGAAGCAAUUUCUCUACAGAUGGUAAAAUGCAAGGAAUUGCCACAAGCAGUUUGUGAGAUCUUGGGGCUUCAGGACAGUGAAGUUGCAACACCAGAUUCAGACACCGGUGAAGAUGAGAGCGUUGCCAUGACUAGUUGUCCUGCAUCUACAUUUCAGAGUGAUGCCUUGCCCGUACUUGCUACCAGUGGAGCCAGAGAUGACAACACAACACAGAUAUCAGUGUCCCCAAAUGUUAGCAGAUUAACACCUGCAUGAUCAUUCUUCUUGCUUAAUUUUUGAAGAGACACUUGGUUGUGACCUUUUUCAAGUACUUGAAAGGAGGAAAUUUAAAAUCUUGGUGUUGAUCAUGCUUUAAGGUUUAUGGAAAGAAAGUGUACUGAUGUUCUUGCAUUAAAGCUUUACAAAGAUUUAAACUAAUUAUUUUUGUAGUUACUUCUACCAAAUAGCCUUUCCUUUUCAAUAACAUUCCUUAGUAUUUUUAUAGCCAAGUACAUUUUAUUUUCUUGCUGAUGAACUGGAAUUGGAUAAAUAUUACAAGUGGAUGAGUUGGAAAUUAUGCACUUUGAAAAACAUUCACUUUGUUUACUCUAAGUUUAGUGGGUUUUGGAAUUGAUUAAAUUAAAUCUUAGGCUUCUCUAUAGCGUUCUAAGCUGAGAAGUAGAUUGUGUUACGCAAGUGAUGAAAUAAAAGAAUUUGUUUUUCUCUAUUGUUUACAACAGUACUCAGCUUAAAUAUUUAUGCUGGUUGAAUGUGAUUUAAAUUGGAUAUUUUCAUCAAUGCAAUUUAAUGUGUAGAUAAAAAGAGCUAUUUCAACCAUAAUAAGUGGAUUGGCAGUAUAUUUUUUACAUUGAACUUUUCUUCACUUGUAUAUAAAGACUAUAUAAUAAGUACUUAUUUAUGAGUAUAAGAAAGGAUAGGCAUAUUUUCUUUAACUGAAUAAACUUGACUAUUGAUUUAUAUAACCUGAUUUGACAAAAGUAAUACAUAGCUUCAGUAUGAUAACUUUUUCAGAACUAUUUUCUUAACCAAACAUUUAUUUCAUGAGACUACAUUCAACCCUGUACCUUGUGUAAUUUUAAAAUUAAUUGCUUGUAACCUCACUUUACUAAUGUGUUUAUUAUCUUUCCUAAUAAUGCAUUAACUGAUUAAUCAGGUCUUUAAAUUUUUAUAAAAUGCUCUUUGCAGAAAGCUUAUGUCAAAAAUUUCAAUAUACUAUCACGAGUCUCAAAAAAUACUUUUUUGUAUAUGAACGAAGCUGUUGUUUUUACCAUGCAGUGUUGCAUGAUUUUAAGUUAUGUGGAAUUAACAUAACUCCGUUUUAAUUGUAAUUUGUUAACUCCUGUACAUAUCAUUAAAUAAAUUUGAAGUUGAAGUAGUGUUUUCAGUUAAAUUACACUUAGAAGCAGUCUGCUAGUUCUUCACUGGAAGAAUAAAAAAAUCCAAGCUGGUCCCCAGGACAUUUCCUAUUUUUAUGUGAUUGAAACAAUCUUUGGAAUAAGUUAUGGACGUGAGAAAGAAACAUGACCCCUUUUAUAACUGAAAAUGAAUUUUCAUCAGCAUGGACUUGGGCAUAGUGCUGUCUUGGAGGAUAUAGUUGUCUGACUUGGGAAAGCAACUUCCUGCAAUUGAUGUUAAUAAUGUAAAAUAAAAGUUAUGCAGUUCUGAAAUGGUCCAGUAGAUAGAUUUCCACCCCCCCCCCCCAAAAAAAACCCCUAGGGAACCAAAUGAACUUUUUUCCUACUUGAGUAUUAACUGACAAUCAUGACAGGAGAAUCAUUAGAUUUUAGUUUUUAAUAUCAUAUGUGUGUUAUCUUUCAUCAGUUAAUAAUGAGUAAGUCUAUUUAGACAAAAAAAAAAAAAGUAAACUGAUUAGAAACUCGGCCUCUUCAGCCUUUCAUUUCCUGCUGUUCAGGAAAUUGCUUAGAACAUCUUGAUGUCCUUCUUGUUCUUCCUGGAUAGGGGUUUUGAGAGGUUUUUUUCCCCACUGUGUAAUGCAAUAUCUACUUCAGAGUUAAAAAAAAAUCUUAGCACAUUUAAUAAGUUGAACUUCUGUCAAGUUUUAUUAUAAAACUACUUGUUAAAACAUUUUUACUAAACAGUCUGAAUUUCUGUAUAGCUCAUUUUUAAAUAAUAAUACAGCAUAGUGUUAGAUAAAGUCUUAACGAGAGCCAUAAAACCCACUUAGGAAAUGCUAUAUAAACUUGAGCUAUUGAGGUUGUGAAAAUAGUUCAGGUAAAUUGGUUAGAUUGACUUCUUAAAGAUUUAUUUCAGUUUUCAUAAGAUGUUCCUUUUGUACCCUGAUAAUAUGUAAAAUAUUAAUACAUAUUAUCUGGUAUUUAAAGUUGUUAAAAUUUAAGUAAUUUCUGAUUUAACUAUAAAAGGUAUUUUCAAUUUUGAUAUGAGAGUCUGUGGGAGGCCUUUUUGAAUUUAAGAACAUCUCUAUUUUGAUUGUCUCAUGUGUCUAGGUAGGAUUCUUCAUCUCUUCAUAUGCUAGGAACUUUAGUCUUGGUGUUGACUAAAAAGCUUGGAUAAGGAAAAGCUGAACCUGACAUUUCCAAGGGUUUUUAUGGAUGCCAAUGAAUUCUUAUGGGAAAUUCAUAUAUGUCCAUUAUUAAAGAUAAUUUGUAUAAAGUAA